AGUCUCCAAGGAGUCCCCGGACAAAACACACCAGCAGUGAGGUCUUCUUACACUUCCCUCCGGCAUCCACAUCUACAAAGGGACACUUGACACAAGCACACUUGUUCAAGAGCAGUCAGUCUGUUUGGUCUCCAGUCAAGCCUGGUGGAAACUUUUUUGGGGGUGCACAGAACCACUGACUUUGGUUCAGGAGGAACACCAGUAGGGAGCUUUCACUUGGACUUGGAAAAACUACUUUUUGGGACGGCAUGGCACUGCGACAGAACUCCGACAAAGACCCAAGCAUUGAGCUUUUCAUUAAGGCCGGGCAUGAUGGUGAGAACGUGGGGAACUGCCCCUUCUGCCAAAGGCUCUUUAUGGUGCUGUGGCUGAAAGGAGUCAAGUUCACAGUGACCACUGUUGACAUGAGGAAGAAACCAGCAGAGCUCAAGGACCUGGCCCCAGGGACCAACCCUCCUUUCCUCCUCUAUAACGGCACCCUCAAAACGGACUUUAUAAAAAUCGAGGAGUUUCUUGAACAAACACUGGCCCCUCCCAGGUAUCCUCACCUCAGCCCGCUUAAUAAAGAGUCCUUUGAUGUGGGUGCUGACAUUUUUGCGAAGUUCUCCGCUUUCAUCAAGAACAGCCCCAACAACAGCUUCCAUGAGAAAAACCUGCUGCGGGAGUUCAAACGGCUGGACGACUACCUGAACUCCCCACUGCCUGAGGAGGUAGAUCACAACUCCAGAGAAAGCAUUGGCGUCUCCACGAGGAAGUUCCUGGAUGGCAACCGCCUCACCUUGGCCGACUGCAACCUGCUGCCCAAACUGCAUGUUAUCAAGGUCGCUUCCAAGAAAUACUGCGACUUUGACAUCCCGGCUCAGUUCACAGGGGUGUGGCGGUACCUCCAAAACGCCUACGAGAGAGAGGAGUUCAGCCAGACGUGUCCCGCCAACAUCGAGAUCGAGAAGGCUUACUUCACUGUGGCCAACAAGAGGAAAUAAACCAGAAUCACUUCAUGUUUCCACCCGGUUUACCCAUCGAUGUGAAGGUGGUGAUCUGUAAAGGGCGCUGAAACCUACGUGUUCAAAUUCUGACAAGGACACCGUAUGCAUAACUCACCAUCCUACCUUAUGAACCCAAGCCUGUUAGUGCAAUGGACUAUGGGAACAUGCUAAACCAAAAUCAUACUGGUUGAAAGAACUGACUAUUUAUUCACAAUCAUCAUACUGACAAAUGGUAUUUUUAUGUUACACUGAGAAGGCCAAGGGUGCAAUUGAGCAUUGAUCUAAUUUAGCAAAAAAAAUUUUGUCUAUAUUGUAAAUAUAAAUAUUUUAAAAUUUUGUUUAUGAUCAAAACACCUUCAUUAAAAUAUGUGUGACUGAUAUUAGUGUGACACUGGAAUCUUAAAAAAAAAAAAAACAGUUCAUGAUCACAUUUAUGUAGAACAUGCGAUACACUUCUGCAUCUUAACCUGUAAACAUACAGUAUGACAUAAUUGUCUCGUUGCCACACUAAAGCAAAAUAAAAAUUCUCUUAUAAUCUUGA
Molecule: messenger RNA, 1527 nt
Organism: Myripristis murdjan (pinecone soldierfish)
Lineage: Eukaryota; Metazoa; Chordata; Actinopteri; Holocentriformes; Holocentridae
Gene: clic2
Product: chloride intracellular channel 2
Exons: 6
Coding region: 249-983 (244 amino acids)
Biological process (GO): chloride transmembrane transport; negative regulation of ryanodine-sensitive calcium-release channel activity
Molecular function (GO): chloride channel activity
Source: RefSeq, a predicted model, not a curated record